AUGGCACCUUCUGCUAUCACAACUACUGAAGAGUACCAAUACCCGUUGAAAGACAUACAGUCGUUCAACAACUAUUCAGCUAGUAGUGUUGACAAUCAUGGCGCCUGCUACUCCAAGCAGUUGAUUGGGGACGCUCUCAAGAGCCGUGUCGAGGCUAUUGAUUCUGAUACCUGCAAUGUUGGCGAGGAAGAUGCCUUCUUCAUCGCUGAUCUGGGCGAGGUCUACCGCCAGCAUCUACGCUGGAAGACGAACCUGAGCCGUGUUAAGCCCCACUAUGCCGUCAAGUGCAACCCCGACCCUCAGGUCUUGCGCCUUAUGACUGCCUUGGGCCUCGGCUUCGACUGCGCUUCCAAGAACGAGAUUGAGACGGUUCUCAACUUGGGUGUUGAUCCUUCCCGCAUCAUCUAUGCGCAGCCUUGCAAAACCAAGUCGUACGUGCGAUACGCCGCUCAGUCUGGCGUUAAGCAGAUGACGUUUGACAACGCAGACGAGCUCUACAAGACGAAGCAGCUCUUUCCCGACGCUGAGCUAUACCUGCGCAUCCUGACCGAUGACUCGGCCAGCUUGUGCCGUCUCAGCCAGAAGUUCGGUGCCUCCCUGGACACCACCGCCGAGCUCUUGGAGCUGGCGAAGAAAUUGGAACUCAAUGUUGUGGGAGUGGCUUUCCACGUCGGUUCCGGUGCAUCCGACCCCAAGGCUUUUAUCAAGGCUGUCCAGGACGCCCGGUUCGUCUUCGACCAAGCGGCUGCGCUCGGCUUCAACAUGCACACUCUGGACGUGGGCGGUGGUUUCACGGGCGAUGUCACUUUCGAACCCAUGGCCGCUGUCUUGUCUGCUGCCUUGGACGAAUACUUCCCGCCCCACAUUCGCGUCAUUGGGGAGCCUGGACGUUACUACGUUUCCACGGCCUUUACCCUCGCCUGCCACGUCAUUGCUCGCCGCACUGUCAAUGAUGCUACCCUUGGCACCACUUCGUACAUGUUGUACAUGAACGACGGUGUAUAUGGUAACUUUUCGAGCAUCAUCUUCGAUCACCAGCACCCAGUGCCACGUGUGUUGAAGAAUGGUAAUGACGUCUUGUAUGACGUUCGUCGUUCCGGAUACGACACGCCGUCUCAGGUCGAGUACUCCAUCUGGGGUCCGACUUGCGAUGGCAUCGACGUCAUCUCAUCUUCCUGCACCUUCCCCGAACUGCUUGACGUUGGUGACUGGCUCUACUUUGAGGAGAUGGGUGCCUACACCAAGUGCUCCGCUACCCGCUUCAACGGCUUUAGCGACAGCCACGACGUCGUGUACGUGUGCAGCGAGGCUGGUGCGGCUGCUCUCAUGGGUAUGUAA
Molecule: messenger RNA, 1338 nt
Organism: Pyrenophora tritici-repentis Pt-1C-BFP
Lineage: Eukaryota; Fungi; Ascomycota; Dothideomycetes; Pleosporales; Pleosporaceae
Product: LysA, Diaminopimelate decarboxylase
Cellular component (GO): cytoplasm
Molecular function (GO): ornithine decarboxylase activity
Source: RefSeq, a predicted model, not a curated record